AUGUUCUCAGGAGCAGUGUUUGCAUCAUCACAUGCAGGAGAAAAGACCAUGCACACAAUAAAACACUUCCUCCUCGCUUUUGCCACCCUGGGUGUACCAAAGGAGAUUAAAACAGAUAGUGGGCCAGCUUAUACCUCCCACAAGUUGAAGGAGUUCUUCAAUGAAUGGGGCAUAGCACACAAGAUGGGCAUACCUUGUGGGAAGGGCUUCAGCUACAGCUCCGCCCUCAUCAGGCACCGGCGCAUUCACACUGGGGAGAAGCCCUACGAGUGUGCCCAGUGUCAGAAGAGGUUUCGGACCAGCUCCAGUCUCCUCCAGCAACAGCAGAUUCACACAGAUGAGAGUCCCUUCUGCUGCCCUGACUGUGGAAAAGGCUUCAAGCGCAACUACACCCUUGUCAGCCACCGGCGCAUCCACACUGGGGAGAGGCCCUACGAGUGUCCUGACUGCGGGAAGGGCUUCAAGCGCAACUCCCACCUCAUCAGGCACAAGCAGACCCACACUGGGGAGAGGCCUUACGAGUGUGGGGAAUGUGGGAUGAGCUUUAGCCAGAACUCUAACCUGAUCUCCCACCAGAAGACCCACACCAGAGAACAGACCUAUGAAUGUGGGGAAUGUGGGAAGAGCUUCAGUCUGAAGUCUCUCUCAAGCUGCCACCAGAGGAUCCACACUGGGGAAAGGCCAUACAAGUUUUGGGAAUGUGGAAUGACCUUUACUAGGAGGCCCCCACUGAUCAUCCACCAAAUGACCCACACUGGGGAGAAGCCCCACAAGUGCCCUGAGUGUCAGAAGAAGUUUCACACCAGUUCUGAUCUCGUCCAGCACCAGCAGAUUCACACGGUUGAGAGGCCCUAUGAGUGUCCUCAGUGUGGGAAGAGCUUCUCCAGCAGCUCUCACUUGACCAGACACCAACAGAGUCACCAGACCCACACUGGGGAGAAGCCCUAUGAGUGUGGGGAGUGUGGGAAGAGCUUCAGCCUGAGCUCCAACCUGAUCAAGCACCAGAGAAUCCACACUGGGGAGAAGCCCUAUGAGUGUGGGAAGUGUGGGAAGAGCUUCUGUGGGAGCUCCAGCCUGAUCAAGCACCAGAGGAUCCACACUGGAGAACGGCCCUUCGAGUGCGGAGAGUGUGGACAGAGCUUCAGCCAGCGCUCCCACCUGAUCUCGCACCAGAGGACCCACACUGGGGAGAGGCCCUACGAGUGUUCCAAGUGUGGGAAGGGGUUUCAGACCAGCUCCCAUCUCCUCCGACACUAUCAGAGUCACACAGAGGAGAGGCCCUUCCAAUGCCCCGACUGUGGGAAGGGAUUCAGGUGGAACUCCACCCUCGUCAGACACAGGCGCAUCCACACUGGGGAGAGGCCCUAUGAGUGUGAUAAAUGCAGGAAGAGGUUUCAGACCAGCUCCCACCUCCUCCAGCACUAUCGGAUUCACACAGAGGAGAGACCCUUCCGCUGCUCCGAGUGCGGGAAGGGAUUCAAGCACAACUCCACCCUCGUCAAGCACCGGCGCAUCCACACUGGGGAGAGGCCCUACGAGUGUCCUCAGUGUGGGAAGAGCUUCCCCAGCAGCUCUGACUUGACCCGACACCAACGGAGGCACCAGUAAGGGAAGCCCUGCGAGUGCCCUGAGUGCGGGAAGAGCUUCAUGUGCUUCUCCAGCUCCAUCCCCCACUGGAGGAGGCACUUUGGGCACAGCCCUGGUCACUCACAUUCCUUGUGAUCCAUGUUGGCAACACACCUGGCAGCUUUUACUUUUGUUUUGGCCCUAAUGUUUCUAACUUCUCUAUCUCUUUGCACUCCAAAACUCAAGAGAGAUGGAUCUGUCACCUGAAAACCACUGAAAUCCCAGUGAAAACAACUCAAUCUUACCCAAAAGGGCUCAAUCCCACCUCAAAUAAACUCAGUGCCGUACCAAA
This is a messenger RNA of Melospiza melodia melodia, 1918 nucleotides long. RefSeq names its product zinc finger protein 883-like. Gene Ontology annotation, molecular function: nucleic acid binding. Gene Ontology annotation, biological process: DNA integration. The record is from RefSeq and is a predicted model, not a curated record. Bases 1 to 1608 code for a protein of 535 amino acids. Lineage: Eukaryota; Metazoa; Chordata; Aves; Passeriformes; Passerellidae. The transcript is spliced from 4 exons.